GACGAGCCUGGGAGAGCAAACCGAACUCCUUCUUCUAGGCAUGCAGUCAGAGCAGGAAGGGUGUUAGGGUUCACUCAGGAGCUAACGUUGGGAGGAGAAUUUGGGGGAAUUCUUGCUGCCUGCUGAUCAGUUCAGGAUUCCUGCCUAGAAAUCUCCACUGGGCGAACUCCCGUCAGCUGACCAGAAUGAAGCUGUUGCUUUGUAUCUUCCUGGCCUCUCUUGCUUCUGCUGCUACUGCACAUCUACACUCAGACCCAACGCUGGACAACCACUGGGAGCUCUGGAAGAAAACCUAUGGCAAGCAAUACAGCCACAAGAAAGAGGAAGGGGAACGGCGCGUGACCUGGGAAAAGAACCUCAAGCUCGUUAUGCUGCAUAACCUUGAGCACUCACUGGGGCUGCAUUCCUAUGAGCUGGGCAUGAACCACCUGGCAGACAUGACCAGCGAGGAAGUGGCUGCUUUGUUAACUGGAGUGAAAAUUCCCCACCGACCUGACCGGAAUUCCACCUACAGGCCGCGCCCUGGCAGCCAAGUGCCGGACUCCAUGGACUGGAGGGACAAAGGAUGUGUUACUGAUGUGAAGAAUCAGGGGCCCUGUGGCGCCUGCUGGGCUUUCAGUGCUGUCGGUGCCCUAGAAGCCCAGGUGAAACUGAAAACUGGAAACCUGGUGUCUCUCAGCGCACAGAACCUAGUUGACUGUUCCACUAUGUAUUGGAACCACGGCUGCAGCGGUGGAUAUAUGACCUACGCCUUCCAGUACAUCAUUGAUAAUGACGGCAUUGAUUCGGACGCUUCCUAUCCGUACACAGCUCAGAACGGAACGUGUCACUAUAACCCUGCCACGCGAGCCGCCACCUGCUCCAAGUUCGUUGAGCUCCCGUAUGCCGAUGAAGCAGCCCUGAAGGAUGCCGUAGCCAAUAUCGGACCUGUGUCUGUCGCCAUAGAUGCGAAACAGCCUUCGUUUUUCCUGUACAGAUCAGGAGUCUACGAUGAUCCACGCUGCACUGAUCAUGUGAAUCAUGGGGUUCUAGUUAUUGGCUAUGGCACCCUGGAUGGGAAGGACUUUUGGCUUGUGAAAAACAGCUGGGGUGAAUAUUUCGGUAACAAAGGGUACAUUCGAAUGUCCAGGAACAAAGGAAACCACUGUGGGAUUGCCAGUUAUGGCUCUUAUCCACAAAUAUAGAGGGACGCUCUGCUUCAGAAUGCACUCUGGAGAUGUGGUCUGUUAAACUGCGAAUCUUAGCCUUGCUGUAAUCUAACUGCUGUGUUUGAGAACAAUGUACGGGCUGUAGUGGCAAAAUCCUCCCAUCAGAUCCAUCUGACGGACCUGAGAUAAGUAGCCAAAAUGAUGAAUGAUCGCGGUUGGUCUGGUCCAGAAUUUGGGCACUUGUAGCUCACUCUCCCUAUCCCGCAGGGGUGUUUUUAAUUGAUUAAUGUCUCUACAUUGCUUUGCGCAUGUGAAGUGCUAUUUCAGUGCUGAGUAUUGUCACUGCCUCUGUCUCAAAACGUAUUGGCUGAAGGCCACGUCGCACAGAUAAAGCUACUCCACGUGGUGGAGUUGCCGAAGCCACGUCAGAGGUGGAGAGGCGAAGUAGCUGGAUCAGCACAUCCCUAGCCACAUGUAUGGAUUUUCCCCAGUACAGGUCACAAAGCAAUCAUUAGCAACCUAGGAGAUCAAGCAAACUGUGGACAUUCCUUGGAGGAGGGAACAUGUUUCCCAUGGCCACACAAAAUUGGGUUGGUAUCUUGCAAUGCUGCUCCCAUAAGUCUUAUGUGAAGACAUUAGCACACCAGCCGUCAGAAAUGACCUGAGAUCGCCUUGUGCCGUGGAGAAGCCCAGCCAUGGAACCAAGUGCUUCUGUUGUUAUAAAAUGUGACCUACAGAGUGAAGUCAGCCUUUGCCACCCGCAGCGCUUGGACCAAGGACACGGUGCAGAGAUGAAGGGCUUGAUUCUCUCUGCCACUGCACAGCCAUUUACCCCUGUGCAAAGUAGGUGUAUAAUGUUGCUGAAUCAGAAUAGCAGCAGUUUUCAGCCGAGGUAUAAAUGACUGCACGGGAUGCACAGUAGCGGGGAGUCAGGCCCAAAGGCUGUAAAUCUAGCUGCAGGUAGAGGGCUAGUGAUUGAAUGAGCAAGAAAGCAGGGAAAGGGUGAACCUGGAAUCCACACCCCCAGCUGCAAGUUCCAGCACAGCACCGGGAAACACACAUCUGCUGCCCUGUUCUACUCCACAGGCUGCGGGCCGGGGGCGCCCUGCUUCUGGAUCUGACCUACUGUGCCCUAUUUCGAGAUAUGAUUUGCAGACACCUAUUGACCGAAUCCUUGCGGGAUACAGUUUCAGAGUGACGUCACACAUCUCCACAGCACCUGAAAUGCAUUCUCUUCUCUCCAAUUCAGCAGUGAGGUUGCUAUGAUGAUCCAGAUGUAAUCUCAUCUGUAAGCAAUGCAUGUAAAAUAAAUUACACAUCCUCUUCUGAAAGGAAAAAAAAAUA
Messenger RNA from Caretta caretta (loggerhead turtle), 2492 nucleotides. RefSeq names its product cathepsin S-like. Gene Ontology annotation, biological process: proteolysis. Lineage: Eukaryota; Metazoa; Chordata; Testudines; Cheloniidae. The record is from RefSeq and is a predicted model, not a curated record. Gene Ontology annotation, molecular function: cysteine-type peptidase activity.